Molecule: messenger RNA, 597 nt
Organism: Eremothecium sinecaudum
Lineage: Eukaryota; Fungi; Ascomycota; Saccharomycetes; Saccharomycetales; Saccharomycetaceae
Gene: ARL3
Product: Arf family GTPase ARL3
Exons: 1
Coding region: 1-597 (198 amino acids)
Biological process (GO): intracellular protein transport; protein localization to organelle; Golgi to plasma membrane protein transport
Cellular component (GO): Golgi apparatus
Molecular function (GO): GTP binding; GTPase activity
Source: RefSeq, a predicted model, not a curated record
AUGUUCCACCUGGCACAAGGAAUAUAUCGCAACUGGAAUAAGCGAGAGCAGUAUUCCGUGCUUAUAUUAGGCUUGGACAACGCUGGAAAGUCCACAUUCCUAGAGCAAUUGAAAUCUAUAUACCGGUUAAGUUCACGUCCUCUAGAAAAAAUUGUACCUACCGUAGGUCAGAACGUGGCUACUAUCCCAGUAGAUAAGAACACGCUGCUAAAAUUCUGGGAUGUGGGAGGUCAAGAAGCAUUACGCGCGAUGUGGUCCGAAUAUUAUAUUCACGCACAUGGGAUAAUAUUUAUUAUCGACAGCUCAGAUAAGUACCGUUUAGAGGAGUGUUGCGAUUCCUUACAAAAAACCAUCACGGAUGACGACAUAGAAGGUAUUCCUAUUAUUAUGCUCGCUAAUAAACAAGAUCGUGAAGAUAAAAUGGAACUUCACGACAUAAAGCAAGUUUUUAAUAAACUAGCACAGCAUUUAGAUGCUAGAGAUAGUCGAGUACUGCCGGUAAGUGCUUUGAAUGGCGAGGGCAUUGCGAGCGCUGUAGAGUGGUUACUUAUUCGUAUAAAAAGAAAUAAGCGUGCCCGCCCACCUGUAUACAGGUAA